This is a messenger RNA of Limanda limanda (common dab), 972 nucleotides long. Its product is annotated as L-serine dehydratase/L-threonine deaminase-like. Gene Ontology annotation, biological process: L-threonine catabolic process; L-serine catabolic process. The record is from RefSeq and is a predicted model, not a curated record. Gene Ontology annotation, molecular function: threonine deaminase activity; L-serine ammonia-lyase activity; pyridoxal phosphate binding. NCBI's taxonomy places the organism in Eukaryota, Metazoa, Chordata, Actinopteri, Pleuronectiformes, Pleuronectidae. The transcript is spliced from 7 exons. The coding region runs from base 1 to 972 and encodes 323 amino acids.
AUGAAGAGCCAGCAGCCCCUCCAUGUGGCCACUCCAGUGAGGCAGAGCCUGGCCCUGACCAAAGUGGCUGGCACCCCCGUUUACCUCAAGCUGGACUCAUCCCAGCCCACAGGCUCCUUCAAGAUCAGGGGCAUCGGGCACCUCUGCCAAGUUUGGGCAGAGCGAGGAUGUGAGCGGUUUGUCUGCUGCUCAGGAGGAAACGCUGGUAUGGCGGCGGCGUACUCGGCCCGGCAGCUCGGGGUCCCUGCCACCAUCGUGGUCCCGAGCGUCACACCCAAUCCCACCGUGGAGAGGCUGAUGGACGAGGGCGCCACCGUGGUCAUUCAUGGCAAGGCUCUAAAUGAAAGCAUGGAAUACGGAGAGCAGCUCGUGGCCAACAACCCCGGCUGGGUGCUCAUCUCUCCGUUUGACGACCCCCUUAUCUGGGAAGGCCACACGUCUCUGGUGAAGGAGCUGGAGCGAGACCUGAGGCAGAAGCCGGGGGCCAUCGUGCUGUCGGUGGGAGGCGGAGGCCUGCUGAACGGCGUGGUGGAGGGACUGCGGCGCGCCAACUGGGCGGAUGUACCUAUUGUAGCCAUGGAAACCAUCGGAGCACACAGCCUCAAUGCCGCCAUGAAGGCUGGAAAGCUGGUCACUUUACCUGCUAUUACCAGCAUCGCGACCACUCUGGGCCUGACGUGCGUCUCUGCUCAGACCAUGAAGCUGGUGCAGGAGCACACCGUUUUCUCAGAACUCGUCACGGACCAAGAGGCGGUAAUGGCUGUGGAGCACUUUGUGGAUGAUGAGAAGAUCCUGGUGGAGCCGGCGUGUGGCGCGGCCCUGGCAGCUGUGUACAGUGGCGUCAUCAGGCGGCUGCAGGACGAAGGCAAGCUGGCGCACAACCUGGGCCCGGUGGUCAUCGUGGUGUGCGGAGGCAACAACAUCAGCAUGGGGCAACUGUGGAAGUUGAAAAAGCAGCUGGGUAUUAUCUAG